AUGUCGGAGGUCUGCAUCCUCAAGGGCCGGACGAUUAGCCGCUGGUGGAGCUCCGGGUCCCAGGACUACCAGCUCUACCUCGGCGUCGUCCUUCUCUUCUUUUCGCUCGUCAUCGCGCUGCCCAUGGCCAAGUUCGGGCUCUUCCUCCUGCGCUACGUGACCGGCGACGUCUACCUGAAGCCGGACGAAGCGCACGAGAUGCUGCUGUCGUCGGGCUCACGUCGCUCCUGUGCCAAAUGGCCGCUCUGGGUCUUUGGCGUGCCAUUGCUGCUAUGGGUCAACGCGGUCGGCAACGUCUACCGCCUCAUCACGGUGCGCAAGGGCUCGGCCAAGACGCUCCUCCACGAAGGCGUGACGGUGCUCAAGAUCCUCGUGCUCGUGAUCUUGUUUUACUUUAUCUACAUCCUCGUCUUUCCUGGCAUUGCCGAAAACAUCAUCCGCGCCUUCUUUACGGGCUUUUGCUCGCUCGUCGCGCUCGCCACGGUCCCCGUCGUCCGCAACGUGACGGGCUCGCAGUUCAUUUUGUUCAACCACGCGCUGCGCCAGCGCCUCCACGUGUCCAUGGCGUCGACGCCGCCCGGCAUGCUCUUGGAUGUGCCCCUUGGGUACGUCAUUACGACCUGCGAUGCGUACUCCAAGACGUAUGUGCCGGCCGGGAAGGCGCUCACGACGCCGCUGGUGGUGUUUGCAGAAAACACGCCCGAGGCCGACGAGCCGCGCUGGCCGCUCCGGCUCCGCAUCCGACUGCCGCCGACGCUGCACGUGGCAGCGGUCCGCCGCUUCCUUCAAGACGUCGACCGUCGGCUGCGCAAAGCGGACGAGCGCGCGGCGCUGCACCCGCACCGGAACGCGAUGUUUGCAGCGACGGCCGCAGCCCCGACGCUGCUGCGCAAGCAGCCGCCGCCCACACGGGAAGAAGACCGGCUCUGCGUGUCGAUCGAAGGCCGCUGGGUCGUCCACGUCUUUGGCGACAUUGCGGCCAAGUCGCGCGAGGUGUUUCGCGAUCGACUCUCGCAGAAGGUCCAGCUGAUGAUGAGCAUUGUCGAAUCGCAUGCGCUCACGGCCAACGUCGAGCAGGCGUGA
This is a messenger RNA of Saprolegnia parasitica CBS 223.65, 1083 nucleotides long. RefSeq lists its product as hypothetical. The transcript is spliced from 6 exons. Lineage: Eukaryota; Oomycota; Saprolegniomycetes; Saprolegniales; Saprolegniaceae. The record is from RefSeq and is a predicted model, not a curated record. Bases 1 to 1083 code for a protein of 360 amino acids.